AUGGUGUCCUUCUCUUGCGAAGCAUGUGGUGAUGUUCUCACCAAGAAAAAGCUUGACCCCCAUCGCGGCCAAUGUCGCGGCGCUUCCUUCACCUGUAUCGAUUGCAUGGUGCAUUUCUAUGGAUUGGAAUACAGAGCUCAUACGUCAUGCAUGAGCGAGGCGCAAAAGUACCAGGGUGCUCUGUAUAAAGAGAAGCCCCAGAAAGGAAAGAAAGGACAAAACAACAAGCAGAAUCAGAACCAAACCCCCAACGGCCACCACCAGCAAGCCCGUGUGGAGAACGCACCUCCUCCCCCUGCCCCUACACCCCCGCCUGCCGGUGAGGUGAGAACUCCCGCUCCUGCCCCGACCAACAACGAGAAGGCUGUCAACGUGUUCGACUAUCUCGUCGCCGAUGAGACCCCGAACGCAUCCAAAGUCUCUGUCGUCGCGCCCAAGGAACAGAUGAAGAUGAACCCCAAUGCCAAAUCAGUCUUCGAGCCCAGCGAGUCCCUCACUCGUGUCGAAACCAACCCCAACACGGACGACGAGGGUAAAAAUUACGACAUCGCAUUCGAGGAGAAUGGCUUUUCAUACGGCGCCGGCCAGAUCCCACACUCAGCCUCGCCCCCGAAUGUGUCAACAACAGAGUUCGUCACACCCGCACCUAAGAAGAAGAAGGACCGCCGUCGCGAGGAGAAGGCCCCCGGCACUGUCAGCGAGAAGAAGCGCAAGCGCGGCCAAGCAGAGGUGCUCAGCACCCCGGGUGAAGCAGUCGACACCGCGAUGAUGGAUGCCCCCUCCAGUAUCAUCAACAACGCCGGCACACCCAUGCUGAACCACUCUGGUCUGACCGGCGGUCUGAACCGGAUGAUGCGCUCCGCGUCCCCCGACGGCGACGACAGCCCAGAAACCAGCCGUCGCGCCUACCAGGACACCUCGUCCCCGAUCAAGCGCAGCCGCCGCAACGGCAAAGAAGCCAAUGGCAACGGCGACCAAGGUCUCGGCAUCUCAAUGAAGAACCGCGCCGGCCGCCUCGUCUCCUCCAUGUUCGGCGGCUCUGCCAUCUCCAGCACCAACGGCUCAGAAACCGGUCCCAAGGCUCUUGUCCACAACCGCCGUGGCAGCUCCUCCAGCGGCGACGGCCAGCUCGACGUCCGCAAGAGCAAGAAGUCGCACCGCUCUCGCGCAGAAGAAGAUGACUCCCGCAAGUCCAAGCGCAAGAGCUCAAACCCCACCGACGGCGACAGACCCUCCCGCCGUCUUAAGCAAAUCGACGAACGCCGCGGCUCAGUCGACUCCUCCCACGGCCAUCAGGUUACUGUCUACAAGCAGUCGCGGCCGCCGGCGCGCACGGACGAGGAUCUGCAGCGCGAGCUGGGUCAUCACUUCCUGUCGCUGGUCGCCAGCCAUAGCGAGCGCGGCUGCUCCAUUAACAAGGCGCUAAAGCGCUUCCACCGAGAUCUCUCGGAUGAGUAUGAUGCUGAUCGUGGUCGUGAUAAUGGGCGCAGCCGGGCGGACCGGGAACGCAGGGUUGAUGAUGAGAAGGAUCUUUUCCGUGCGCUGAGGCUCAGACGGAAUGAUCGUGGUGAGAUUGUUGUGUUCAUUUAG
Messenger RNA from Penicillium expansum, 1590 nucleotides. RefSeq names its product LYAR-type C2HC zinc finger protein. Lineage: Eukaryota; Fungi; Ascomycota; Eurotiomycetes; Eurotiales; Aspergillaceae. Gene Ontology annotation, molecular function: DNA binding. The coding region runs from base 1 to 1590 and encodes 529 amino acids. Gene Ontology annotation, cellular component: nucleolus. Gene Ontology annotation, biological process: negative regulation of transcription by RNA polymerase II; rRNA processing. The record is from RefSeq and is a predicted model, not a curated record. The transcript is spliced from 3 exons.